Molecule: messenger RNA, 816 nt
Organism: Aspergillus pseudonomiae
Lineage: Eukaryota; Fungi; Ascomycota; Eurotiomycetes; Eurotiales; Aspergillaceae
Product: PaaI family thioesterase
Exons: 1
Coding region: 146-616 (156 amino acids)
Molecular function (GO): fatty acyl-CoA hydrolase activity
Source: RefSeq, a predicted model, not a curated record
UGAAGACAGCCGACACUAGUGUCCUUUAGUAUACUACAUACUACUAGUAGUAAUCGUGAGGGCCCGCACCGACAAAAAAACAAAUUUGUCCUCUUCCUUCCCGCAGAGUACCUUUUUUUUUCCCUCUCAGUUUCUCCUCGGAUGCAUGGAAGUCCCAAACAACACACAACAAUAUAACAUGGACUCAGAGCUACAACAAGUGCGGAAAUCCUGGGAGCGUAUCCGAGCCGCUAGUCCCAUAUAUGCGUUUCUUCUUAAUGAUAUCGAAAUCUACGACGCCGAAAAAGGCGUGUUUCACUCCCGGAUUCAAGUUGCUUCUCACCACCUUAAUUCAAAGGGUACUUUGCAUGGUGUUUUCUCGGCCUGUGUCACUGACUGGGCAGGCGGAUUGGCAAUCGCUUCCUGUGGCCUCGACUCUACGGGAGUGAGCACAGAUAUUCAUGUCAAUUACCUUUCUACGGCGACCACUGGGGACUGGCUGGAGAUUGAGGGUCGGGCUAAUAAAGUGGGGAAGUCACUCGCUUUCACAUCAAUUACUAUUUCUAAAAGGGCCGAGACUGGGCAGACAACAAUUGUUGCACAUGGAACCCAUACAAAAUAUAUUAAAACACGAUGAACUCCCCGUUGUGGGGAUGCGCCGGGUCAUACAAACAUCGCAGGCUUGAAGAUCCACAAGGGCCAGGUAGCCUCAAAGAAAGAAAAUAGGGAAACAAAAACUCCAUAUGUCCUUGAUUGAUAUUAAUAGUACCGCCAUUAUCUCUACAUCUGGCAUGAAACAUGUGUACUUUGAAUUCUUGGAUUCACUCGGAUGACAGA